Molecule: messenger RNA, 642 nt
Organism: Eupeodes corollae
Lineage: Eukaryota; Metazoa; Arthropoda; Insecta; Diptera; Syrphidae
Gene: mRpS17
Product: 28S ribosomal protein S17, mitochondrial
Exons: 2
Coding region: 105-572 (155 amino acids)
Biological process (GO): mitochondrial translation
Cellular component (GO): ribosome; mitochondrial small ribosomal subunit
Molecular function (GO): structural constituent of ribosome
Source: RefSeq, a predicted model, not a curated record
CUGUCAAAAUGUCAAAAUAGUUUGUUUGGGGUUAUUUCUUACAUCAAAAUUCUUAAUGUAAAUUCUAGCAUUUAGGAUCACAUUUAAUUUCUAAUUCAAAAACAAUGGCAAGCAUAAGGUCAAUUUUAUUAGGACAAUGUGUUCCAUGUGUAAAGAAAACUGCUUCAAAAAUUCGUGUUCGCAGAAUGGAAUUGGAUACAAAUCUGAACAUGUAUUUCAAGAAAGAUGAAUUUUACUUUGCCCACGACCCACAAAAAUUGUGUAAAACUGGAGACAUUGUCCUAAUACAAAAAUUACCACAAAAGCUAACCCGAUUAAUAACACACAAAGUAGAGGAGGUGGUUUAUCCCAUGGGUGACAUAACAGAUCCCCUUACUGGUAAAAAAGUUGUUGUGGGCAAAUAUCGUGACCAAAUUGAGGAGGCUAACAAACUGUUUGGAAAAUCCCAGAAAGCUUUUGACUACAACAAAGCCCCACCAAGAGGAAGACUGGAGGGUACAAAGGAUUUCACAGAUCGUGAAACUUAUAUUAAAUAUCACGAAGACGGCAAAGAUCAGCCAUAUGCUGUUUAGAUUUAUAAUUUUUGUACUACUGUUCUUAGAAUAAAAUUGUUAAUGCGUGUGUAAUGCAUGAAAAAGUUAA